AUGACAGAUACAAGCAACACAGGUUCAGCAACGAAUAUAGUCAAUCCUAUUGUAUUCUUUGAUAUAUCGAUUGGAGGUCAACCGAUUGGUCGCAUCAAGAUAGAGCUCUACGCAGAUGUUGUACCUCGUACAGCUGAGAACUUUAGACAAUUCUGUACAGGCGAAUAUAGGAAGUCGGGUCAACCGAUUGGAUACAAGGGAUGUAGCUUUCACAAGGUUAGCAAGGACUUUAUGAUACAGGGUGGAGACUUUGUAAAGAAUGAUGGAUCAGGUAGAACCUCGAUUUAUGGAGAGCGAUUCCCAGAUGAGAACUUCAAGCUGAAACAUACUGGACCAGGUACAUUGUCAAUGGUCAAUAGUGGAGAGCCUAAUAGUAAUGGAUGUCAGUUCUUCAUAUCAUGUGCAACAGCAGACUGGCUCGAUGGCAAGAAUGUUGUAUUUGGACAGGUGAUCGAUGGCAUGAAGAUCGUCAGAACGAUUGAGAGUGUCGCAAUCAAUCCACAGACAAGCAAGCCCAAGUUGGAUGUUAUCAUUACAGAGUGUGGCGAGCUGUAG
Messenger RNA from Acytostelium subglobosum LB1, 555 nucleotides. RefSeq lists its product as hypothetical. The record is from RefSeq and is a predicted model, not a curated record. Gene Ontology annotation, biological process: protein peptidyl-prolyl isomerization. The transcript has 3 exons. The coding region runs from base 1 to 555 and encodes 184 amino acids. Gene Ontology annotation, molecular function: peptidyl-prolyl cis-trans isomerase activity. NCBI's taxonomy places the organism in Eukaryota, Evosea, Eumycetozoa, Acytosteliales, Acytosteliaceae. Gene Ontology annotation, cellular component: intracellular membrane-bounded organelle.